AUGAAGUUCACCGCUGCCAUCCUCGUCCUUGCCGCCGCCGUCAUGGCAGCCCCCUACGACAACCCACCACCCCCAAACCCAAACCACACCCCAGCUCCAGGUCCAGGUCCAGCUCCAGGCUCAGGCGGAGACAAGUGCAACAACAACCAGAAACAGAUCUGCUGCGACAAGGUUAUAGGUUUAGUCUGUAACCUCGGUCUUGUGAACAAUUGCGGCGGCGGGAAAACGUACUGCUGCGCCGCCAAUGCCCCUACUACACAGAACGGCGGCAUCCACAUCCUCGACCUCAACGUUGGUAGUUGCAACAGAGUCUUCUAA
Molecule: messenger RNA, 318 nt
Organism: Metarhizium robertsii ARSEF 23
Lineage: Eukaryota; Fungi; Ascomycota; Sordariomycetes; Hypocreales; Clavicipitaceae
Exons: 2
Coding region: 1-318 (105 amino acids)
Source: RefSeq, a predicted model, not a curated record